Molecule: messenger RNA, 2285 nt
Organism: Linepithema humile (Argentine ant)
Lineage: Eukaryota; Metazoa; Arthropoda; Insecta; Hymenoptera; Formicidae
Source: RefSeq, a predicted model, not a curated record
GCACGUCACGCCGACGCUCAGUUUCCGUGCGCGUGUCCUAUCAGCAAGCGGCUGCAGGUUUUCUUAGAUAUUUUGCAUCAUAAAUCAAUGAUUUUCAACAUAAAAACUCGGUGAUUAACCGAUAGUGUGACUCUGUGACUUUCUUCGGUUUAAAAGCGCGCGUCGCAACGCGAGAGCGCAUUAGAAGUUUCACAUCCACAAGUGAAAGAACACGCACACAUAUAAUAGUGAAGUAAAAAAAAUUUUUUUAAUAAUCUACUCUUUUUCUACUCUUACAUCGCGAGGGUUUCGCGUGACAAAGGAUGAGAUUUAUCUCGCGCGGGAAAUAAUUUGAUGUCUUUUAAUCAGCAACGCCGGUCACGCAAGCCGAACAGCUGAUUGGGCACGCGUCGUAGCAUCAACACCCGGCCUCAAUUAGCAAUUCACUUCACGAAAAGAAAAGAAAGAUUCUAGUUAAGCUUUAUGAAGAUUGAUUAUCUGCUCGAAGAAUUUCUGUUACCAAUUUUUCUUGUCUUUUGACAUUUACGCACACAUGCGUAACAAAACAACUUAAUUACGCGCAUUUAAAUCACAAAUUCAAAUUAACUGAACUAGAAAAAGAUCUCCGAAGCAAGAACCUUAUCGCCAGCGUUAUCGCGGAGGGACCAGAGAAAGGCUGACAAUCACCACGUGAUAUCCUGUUAAAUAGUGAGCAACUUCGGAGAAGACCAGGUGUCGCGUUAUAUUCCUCGCGCUGCCAUCAUUAAUAUUCUGUCGCAAAAUCAAUCUGAAAUUUCGAUCGGAACUCGCUCAUAUCGAUUUUUCGCAAUCGAUAAAGUGCGUCACGCGCAUUGGCCAACCUUGGGAAAGUUGAUUGACAUGCAGAGCAUUGAUUAGGUCAAUCCGUGGAAGAUCGACGACGGCAUUUGAGUGUUCGGCAGAUGGUCUCCAAACGUGCUUAGAAGACACAAGAAACACCAUCCUUUAUCAAAGAUGUCGCCGAACGAGAACAGGAUAUCAUCGGCAACCACGACCGAAAUGAACAAUACACUGAAGAGCAACCGGAUCGUAAAUGGCGGAUCGAUAAGCGCGAAGGAGCAACAGACAGUACGAAAGGACGAGUCGACCGAGGUCAAGGUUGAAUACGUGCCAAGGAUCAAGUGGUUGGAUCUCGGCGCGCAAAUCUUUAUACACGCCGGUGGUCUCUACGGUCUCUAUUUGGUGUUCACGCAGGCAAAGCUACUCACAACACUGUGGGUGUUCAUAACAAUUUAUAUAUCCGGAUUCGGCAUUACGGCUGGCGUUCACAGAUUAUGGUCGCAUAAAUCGUACAAAGCGAAAUGGCCUCUGCGUCUGCUUCUAAUCUUCCUAUUCACGAUUACGGGACAAAAAGACGUAUAUACGUGGGCAUUGGAUCACAGAGUACAUCACAAAUACAGCGAAACCGACGCGGACCCCCAUGACGUGAGAAGAGGUUUCUUCUUCGCACACGUGGGGUGGCUUUUUACGACGCCUCAUCCCGACGUCGUUGCCAAGCGCAACGCCGUCGACAUGAGCGACUUGGAAGCUGAUCCUAUAGUUAUGUGGCAGAAAAGGUUGUAUAUACCUCUAUUUGCGCUUCUGACCAUAGGACUGCCGGUGUUCGUUCCUUGGUAUUAUUGGUCGGAGUCGUUGUGGGUUUCGUUCUGGGUAAACUUCAACCUCCGCUUUGGCAUAAACUUAAACAUAGCUUUCUGCGUUAACAGCGUGGCACACUCGUGGGGACAGAAACCCUACGAUAAGAACAUCUCGCCGGUGGAGAACUUCGCGGUGUCGAUCGCGGCUCUCGGUGAGGGAUAUCACAAUUAUCAUCAUGUAUUCCCGUGGGACUACAAGACCAGCGAGUUGGGCGAUUACUCUUUCAAUUUAAGCACCGCCUUCAUCGAUGCGUUCGCGCGGAUCGGCUGGGUUUACGAUCGGAAGUAUGUUUCGCCGAUGAUGAUCCGUCGCAGAGCGCUUCGCUACGGUGACGGAAGUCACAUUUGGGGUUACGGAGAUGUCGACAUCUCGAAAGAGGAUAAAGAAGAGUUAGAUAUGAUGGCCAAUCAGGAAAAUUGAGUCGAUGUCUUAUCAUGAAAGCGUUUUACUAGUAAAUUCUCUCGAAUCAAAAAAUACAGCGAGAAAUAGUAUUUCUUUAUUAUGCGUCAUAUAGGUAAAUAUAGAAGUAAGUAAAAAGAUUUUGGAGUCUAUAAGUUUAAGUUUCAUGUAGAAUAUUGUACCACUGGAAAAUAUUUAUAUAUUAUAACGAUUAAAGUUAAAGAUAUCUU